AUGGCCGUCUCUUGUUUGUCAUCAGGUUUUCCCACUGCUACCGGACAAGCAGCAGAGGAAGUUGCAAAGAUUGAGCGGCCGGGAAGCCCAAUUAUAUGGAAAAUCAGCUGGAGUCCGUCCAAGUCAGAGCACAGGGAGUUGUUGGCUGUGUUGGAUUGGAACCAAAAACUGUCGUUGUAUCAGCCAACCGGAAAACAGGUUGGAAAAGACCGCAACCUUUCCUUCGACCCUUGCGGCCUAUCGUGGUUCGGAUCGAAACACGAGAUGCUUGCGAUAUGUGGUUCGGAUGGAUCUUGUGCGUUGUACAACCUUGAAGGAAACCGCCUGGCCCCUGUUACUCGUCAGCAGUCAUGGAUAUGGUGUUGCUGUGCUCGACCUGGAAGAGACCAGAUUACCGUGGGAUGUCAAGACGGUAGUCUUGAAACAAUUCAGUUGUCACUCAACGCCGUACACAGUGUCUAUCGUGACCGAUACGCCUACCGGGAGUCACUGACGGAUGUGGUUGUGCAGCAUUUGGUUACUCAACAGAAAGCGCGUAUAAAGUGUCGAGAUUACGUGAGGAAUAUAUCGGUGUACAAAAAUCGCCUUGCGAUACAGCUUCCAGAUAAAAUCCUGAUAUAUGAGCCUUCAACGGAUCAACCUACGGAUAUGCAUUACCGGAUACGGGAGAAACUCAUACGUGCUGUGGAAUGCCAGUCACUGUUAGUGACAACUCACAAUUUAAUCCUUUGUCAGGCCAACAAACUGACUCUGCUAAACUUCCAAGGCGUCAAGGAACGCGAGUGGAGCCUGGAUGAUGCUGUUCAGUACAUGCGAAUCAUCGGAGGCCCGCCAACAAAGGAAACAGUGCUCGCUGGCAUGAAGAAUGGUCAGGUGAUUAAGGUGAUCUUGGACAAUGCAUUUCCGAUCCACCUAGUCAGCUGCCCCAAUGGAAUCCGCUGUGUUGAUGUGAGCAGAAACCGGGACAAACUGGGUGUGAUCGAUGACAGUGGUACGCUAAGCAUCUUUUGUCUGAGGACCAAGGACUUGCUAUUCCAGGAACCCGCUGUGCUCAGUCUGGCUUGGAGCACCACCGACAAUGAGUUACUUAGUUACAGCGGGGAUGGUGUGCUUUUCAUCAAGGCCGGACAGUGUCCAAGCUACGCUGAACACGUCAAGGGUGUCACAGUUGGUUUUUGCGGAUCAUAUGUUUACUGUCUGCAAGAAAAUCUCAUAAGCAUAAUCGAGGUCUCCUUGUCUCCGGCAAUGUACUACUACAUAGAGGCUGGGAGCCUGCAUGAAGCACAGAAAAUGGCGCGUCAUGGAUUGACCGACCCCGACUGGACCGCACUUGGCCGCACUGCUCUCAACAAACUGAACUUGGAGGUGGCCAAAUACGCGUACUUGCAUCUGGGUGCUAUAGUCAUGUUGACGUUUAUUCAACAACUUGAGGAUCGCCGACGUCGCAGCGAUUGGGAUGAAAAAGAGGUCGGCACCUGCCCUGCUUCGCUAGUGGCCAUGGGCGAUGUCGCUGCGUAUAACGGAAACUUCGCCGAGGCAGCAUCCUUUUACUCACGAGCUGGAUCCACAGUAAUUGGCACUAAUCGUACAGUCGAAAUGUACUGUGAUUUAAGACGAUUCGACGAUGCAAAGGAGUCAAUGAGCGCUUCUGGAGACUCAAGUGGGCAACGGUUAUUGAUUAGAAGGCACGCGGACUGGGCGAGGUCGACCAACGAUCAUCAUAAGGCAACGAAGAUGUACGUGGAGAUUGGCGAAUAUGCUGCGGCAAUUGAACUGGCCGGUGAACACGCCUGGACCGAUAUUUUGCUGGAGGUCAGCCGUCGUUUGGACAAGGGUGAUCGAGAUUGCUUAGAGAUGUGUGCGUCACAUUUGGCACGUCUGGGGGAAUACGCAUUCGCAGCCGAUUGCUAUGCAAAGUACGGCGAUGUGGAAAAACAGGUGGCGUUGCAGGUGGAAGCCCGAAAUUGGGAUGAAGCUUUUAGCCUUGCGGAAAAAUACCCAGAAUACGUAAGCCAUGUGUACUUGCCGUAUGCCCAAUGGCUGGCAGAAAAUGACCGAUUCGAGGAAGCUCAAAUCGCGUUUGCGAAAGCCGGGUUUCGAUCCGAAGCAAUUCGAGUGCUCGAACAAUUGGCCUUGUGUGCUGCAAAUCUGUCACGUUUUGAAGAUGCUGCCUUCUACCACUGGAAGCUCUCAAUGCAGUGUCUAGAAAUGGCGAGAGAUACCAACGAUCGAUUCAAACAACUGGAGCUGUUGGACAACUUUUCGCACUUACAACAGAAGGCAGAUAUCUAUUACGUCUACUCAAACAUCCACCGUCACAUGCACGAGCCGUUCACCUCGCAAAUGCCGGAAGCCUAUUUCAACAUGGCUCGUUACCUUGCCAACCUACUGCAAACCAACGAGGUGAACGCGGUGUCCAAAGCCGCUGUGUUGUAUACACUAGCACGACAUGGCAAAACUCUGGGCGGCUACAAAUUGGCCCGAUGUGUUUACGAUCAGUUACAGCAUUUACAUAUGCCAUACAAAAUGACAAAAGCAGUGGAACUUGCCAGUUUGGACAUUCGAUCAAAACCUCUUGUGGAUUCCGAGGAGGUGAAUGUCAUCUGUUAUCGUUGUUCGACCACAAACCCUCUACUGAACGCAACUGGGAAUCGGUGCACGCAUUGUGGAGAACCAUUUGUUUACUCCUUCAUUUCAUUUGAACAAUUACCGUUGGUAGAGUUCAUACCGGAAGAGAGCUUAUCCCACGAGAAAGUUUUGGAACUUCUGAAAUUUGAUCCGUGUCCUCAGACUCUCAAGGCGAAUGGCACUUAUGGCAAAAAGAACGGCCGAACAGAUCAAUCUGUUUCACAAACGUUGAAGGUUUCCAGUAAUUUCGGUGAUGCAACAUCGGAGCAUGAUCCGUUUACGGCCAAGCUACUGAGUGCUGAUCUCAGCUCCGGGCCAUACAAGCCAGUGUGCCUUGACGAAGAGACGCUGCGACACAUUCCGGCCUCUGAAGUGAUUAUAUUGGAACGACCCAGCCCGUUACGCCCGCGGUAUUACAAAUCCAUUUUGCCCGAAAUUGGCAUAACUCAGUGUUUCACGUGUCACAAGCUUUUCAACACAGACGACUACGAAUUGGCCGUGUUGCAAAAAGGUCACUGUCCGUUUUGUCGGACAUCCAGAGAGUGAAGCAGCACGUGAAGAAACCAGUGAAGCGAGUUCAAGUGGAACCAGCUGAGAAGCGUCACAGUUGUUGUUGUUGUUGUUAGAUGAAACAAUACACCAUUGAUUUUCCC
Molecule: messenger RNA, 3281 nt
Organism: Dicrocoelium dendriticum
Lineage: Eukaryota; Metazoa; Platyhelminthes; Trematoda; Plagiorchiida; Dicrocoeliidae
Source: the annotation of a GenBank genome assembly